Messenger RNA from Arachis duranensis, 786 nucleotides. RefSeq lists its product as uncharacterized. Lineage: Eukaryota; Viridiplantae; Streptophyta; Magnoliopsida; Fabales; Fabaceae. The record is from RefSeq and is a predicted model, not a curated record. Bases 1 to 786 code for a protein of 261 amino acids. The transcript has 2 exons.
AUGGGAGCCACACCUUUCACGGAAAGGAUCUUGAAAGCAAAACUCCCUAAAGGUUUCGAUAAACCCACUGACAUGAAGUAUGACAGAACUAAAGAUCCCCAAGAACAUCUAACGACCUUCGAGGCCAGGAUGAACCUAGAAGGAGCGGCCGACGUAGUCCGAUGCAGGGCCUUCCCGGUGACCCUAGCCGGGCCAACAAUCAAAUGGUUCAACGCCCUCCCGAACGGAUCCAUAGCUGGCUUCCAUGACAUUACACGAAAGUUCAUGCCCCAGUUCACGACCAGAAUCACUAAAGCUAAACACCCCAUCAGCUUGCUAGGGGUCACACAAAAACAGGACGAAUCCACAAGGAAAUACCUCGAUCGCUUCAAUGACGAAUGUCUAAUGGUCGACGGGCUCACGGAUUCAAUCGCAAGCCUUUGCUUAACCAACGGGCUCAUGAACGAAGACUUCCGCAAACACCUCACCACCAAACCUGUGUGGACCAUGCAUGAGAUUCAAAAUGUCACCAAAGAUUACAUAAAUGACGAAGAGGUCAUCCAGGUCGUCACUGCCAAAAAGCAGCAACACAACCACACCCAACACGGCAACCUGGCACCACGACAUAACCCACCACCCAGAGAAAAUCAAAGGGACCACCCAAAACUGACAAACACAAGCCGACCACCAAGAAUCGGCAAAUUCUCUAAUUACAUGCCCCUGACAGCACCAAUUACCGAGAUAUAUGAUGCCAGGGCAUCUAGGGAGAAGAGAAGGAGUUUCAACAUCCUUCGAUUCAGAACCUGA